AUGACGAGCGAGAAGACGACGGGAAGUACGGCGACGACCGCGCAAAGGCUGAGCCGACCGCCCAAGCCCGAUAGGGAUGAAUUCGAACGCAAGAUCGCAGCCCUGAAGGAGAUCACCGAGGCGAAGCAGCGCCGGAUCGAGGAGAUCAAAUCCAUCGUGAACGCGAAGAAGGGCGACCGACAGAGACAUAACGAUGCGAACGCGCCGUUAAUUGAAAAGUUUAAAGCCCUGAACGCGAUCGCGAACGAGAAGAUCGCGCAGAGGAACACGAUGCGGGAGGCGAUGAACGCGUCGACGGAGGCGAGGGACAAGGCUCGAGAGGAGGCGAACGCGCAGAGAAACGGGUCCAAGUUUCUGACGAACGAGGCGAUCGACGCCGAGAUCACUCGCGUGGAGAAUAAACUCGCGCAUGAGACGAUGCCGCUCUCCGAGGAGAAGAGACUGAUCGACGUGAUCAAGGGCUUAAACAAGAGUAGGGACGGCGUGAAGUCGUACGCCGAGAAGCAAGCAGUCGCCGCCGCCCACGAGGUCGCGAGAAAAUCGCAAAUGGACAAGAUCAAGGCUAAAGAUGCGGAAAUCAAUAGCAUCAAGGCGGAACAGUCGAAGAUUCGCGCCACGCUGGAUGGAGAUAAGAGUAAGAUUGAUGAAAAGAACGCCGACGUGCCAUCGCUCACGGAGGAAAAGAACGCGGUGUACCAGGAGAUCAAAAAGGUCCGAGAGGACAUUAAUAAACUCUACGCCGAGCAAAAGAUCAUUGAGGACGCUUACUGGGUUCGCGAGAAGGCGUUCCGCGCGCAACAGAAAGAACUUAAGAAGGAGCAGUGGGAAGCGCAACAAGAGGAACGCAAGGCUCGAGAGGCGGCUCGAAAGCAGUGGGAAAAGGACAACGCUCCUGAGCCCUUCGAAGAAGAAGUCUCGGCGUGUGAUACCCUGAUCGGUUACUUGUCCAAGUGGGACAUGAGCGCGAGUAAGGAGAACGACGCGCCCGCAGGGACGACGGGCGAAGGAGUCACCAAGGCGCUGGAGAGCAUGACGCUCCUCAAGCGCGAUGACGAUGAUGACGACAUGUUCGCCGUGAGCGACACGUACAAGAAGAAGGGCAAGAAGAACGGUAACGCGAAGGGACCGAAGAAUGAACUCAUUCAGCACUCCCUCGAUACCUUGGCUUUCUUCUCCAAGAUCAAAGUCGCCGUCGUGGCCAAGGCUUCCGAAGUUCCUAGCGCAAUCGUCGCCAUCCAGGCGAAAAAGGAAGAAUUCUUGGAGAAGCGAAGGAUCAAGAAGGAGAAGAUCGCGGCCGGCGAAGACAGCGAAGAAGAGGGAGGAGUAGACGCGGAAGAAGCGGAGGCGAAGGACGAGAAGUCUUCUUCGAAGAAGCACGGCAAGAAGAACGGCAAAAGGAAGGGAGGUAGCUCGCACAAGCAACUGCUCACCGUCAGCCUCAUUGUCGGUGAAGAUGAGUGUGUCACCGUGACUGUGACGGUCAACGAACGGACCAAGAAGUAA
This is a messenger RNA of Ostreococcus tauri, 1503 nucleotides long. RefSeq names its product unnamed product. Gene Ontology annotation, cellular component: endoplasmic reticulum; nuclear outer membrane-endoplasmic reticulum membrane network; ribonucleoprotein complex. The transcript has a single exon. The record is from RefSeq and is a predicted model, not a curated record. The coding region runs from base 1 to 1503 and encodes 500 amino acids. Gene Ontology annotation, molecular function: mRNA binding. NCBI's taxonomy places the organism in Eukaryota, Viridiplantae, Chlorophyta, Mamiellophyceae, Mamiellales, Bathycoccaceae. Gene Ontology annotation, biological process: intracellular mRNA localization.